AUGGAUUAUCCACACUCCCCAUCGACUUCGCCCACGGCUGCUCAGCAGUGGGGUCAUGGGAACCUUCCAUGCUACCCAUAUCCAAUCAAGACAAAUGUCCAUCAGCCUGGAGUAGAUGGACAUCUAGCCUUCGCGAACGAUGCAGCUGCCAAGUGGUCUGAAACGAGCGCAGCCCCAGCCUCUCUGAGCACACCUCCGUUGAGCCAGCCUUCCUCGAUCCACCUUCCGGAGGAAAAUGUCUGGUCCGCUUUUACGAACUUGCAAUCCGAGGGAUCUACUCCACAGGGAAUGAACCCACAGGCGUUCCUCCCGGGCUUCAUCAAGCCUUUACCGGCAAUGAUAAAUCCGGCCACGCUUGAAUGCCUUCACCUGAACGGUGUCUUCGCUUUGGCAAAUCCGCCCCUUCAGAAUGCUCUGCUUGGUGCAUUCGCCGAAUGCGUUCUCCCCUCCAUGCCAAUCGUCGAAUGGCAGAAUCUUUUCCAUGCUAUCCAUGGAGGUGACGGUCAACAUGGCUCGGUCAGCCUACUCCUCUACCAUGCAAUCAUGGUCUCCGCAACAACAUUCGUCGACAUCGGCUAUAUCGUCGAAGCCGGUUUCUCCAGCAGACAGGAGGCGCAGGAAUCCUUCUUCCAAAAGGCUAGGCUCCUUUAUCAAGCCAAUAUCGAGUCAGAUUCCUUGAUAAUCGUGCAAUCGUUUCUCUUGAUGACAUAUCGUCUCGAUACGGCAGAUGGAGACGACAGUCGUCAUCUGGUCGGAAUCGCGAUCCCCACUGCUCUAUCCAUCGGCCUGUUUCAAGAUGUCUCCCAGGCCAUCAACUUCCCUUAUCGCCCCACCUUGUGGCGACGGAUUGCCUGGGCAUGUCACGUCGUGGACUGUCAGAUUGCGCUGCGACUACGACGCCGACCGAUCAUUCAACGUGCGGACUUUUGUCACCAGAUGAUCUCAGAAGAUGACUUUGAAUUGCACCAUCAAAAUCUAGCAAUGGCUCACGAGCUAAGCCCAUACCACAACUUCGCAGCGAAAAGAGAACUAGCCCUCAUGUUCAUCGCCAACGCGCGAUUGUCAGUAUGUAUACGAAAUGUCCUAGACGUGCAAUGCAAAGAAAGUCAGCUCCGUGCUUCGACCUCACCAGCAACACCAACAUCAGCGGUAAGCGACGACUCAGAUUAUUCGCAGAGCGUCUUUAUUUCCGAGCGAAUGUUAUCCGAAUGGGCCAACUCACUGCCUGUUAAUUUUCAAACCACACCUCAAAACCAAGAAGAAGAGGCCGCGAUCACCGUCCAACGUAGCCUUCUCCACAUGACCUUCUAUACGACAAUUGCAGUUUUCCACCAAGCACGACCCUUUCCGUCCUCGAACUUCUGCGUACAACACGCCUCUCGGCAGAUCACAUUAGUUGCGUUUGACCUCCAUCGAAGGAAUCUACACAGACGACUCCCCAUUGUUGGCGUGACGGGCAUUCUCGUCGCGCUUGUCAUUCACAUCUCGGAGAUGAAGGCACCGCCUUCACCGCAGAAAGAUGAAGCAACUAAGAACUUCCAGUUGGGCCUGGAAAUGAUGGCCAGCCUGCGAGAUGUGUAUUCCGAGGCGAACAGGGUCACAUCUUGGGCACUAAAGUUUAUCCAGCAGACUUCUGUGCUAUCAGAUAGUCCUCUCCAUGGCUUCCAGUCACAAAAUAGAGGGUUCGGAAAAGCGAGUGGUAUGUUACAGUCGGUAGGCUCUGCGGAGUCGAUAGGAAGCGCCAGCGAAUAG
Messenger RNA from Penicillium argentinense, 1752 nucleotides. RefSeq names its product fungal specific transcription factor domain-containing protein. Gene Ontology annotation, molecular function: zinc ion binding; DNA binding. Bases 1 to 1752 code for a protein of 583 amino acids. The transcript has 3 exons. Gene Ontology annotation, biological process: DNA-templated transcription. Lineage: Eukaryota; Fungi; Ascomycota; Eurotiomycetes; Eurotiales; Aspergillaceae. The record is from RefSeq and is a predicted model, not a curated record.